AUGGUUCAGAUAAGAGAAGCCACAGUUCAUGACUUGCAAGGUAUGCAGAAUGCCAACCUAACCAAUCUCCCUGAAAAUUAUACACUGAAAUAUUACUUGUACCAUGCUCUAUCGUGGCCCCAAGGUUCAUAUGUUGCAACAGUUCAAACUUCAUCAGGUGAGGAGCGUAUUGUUGGUUACGUUCUAGCUAAAAUGGAAGACGAUAAUAAUGAUGACCCUAAUGCUGGUCCUUAUAUUCCACAUGCUCAUAUUACCAGUUUAUCUGUCAUGAGAACAUACCGACGAAUGGGUAUCGCUGCCAAACUGCUACGACAGGCUCUGAGAGCCUUGGUUGAAAGUUACGGUGCUCAAUAUGUGUCUCUUCACGUCAGACAGUCCAACAAGGCUGCUAUUCAUCUUUACAGAGAAACUCUUAAAUUCGAACUUGUUGAAAUCGAGCACAGCUACUAUGCUGAUGGCGAGGAUGCCUAUUCCAUGAAAAAAGACCUUAAGGAACUUGUUCCAAAUGCUGAAGACCUCUACGAUGACGAUGAGGAUCUCCUAGUUGGUUCUAUUGCUAGUACUACUGCUGCUAUUACUGUAUAG
Sugiyamaella lignohabitans is the source of this 585-nucleotide messenger RNA. It is a transcript of the gene ARD1, whose product is annotated as Ard1p. The transcript has a single exon. Gene Ontology annotation, molecular function: protein N-terminal-serine acetyltransferase activity; protein-N-terminal-glutamate acetyltransferase activity. The coding region runs from base 1 to 585 and encodes 194 amino acids. NCBI's taxonomy places the organism in Eukaryota, Fungi, Ascomycota, Dipodascomycetes, Dipodascales, Trichomonascaceae. Gene Ontology annotation, biological process: N-terminal peptidyl-glutamic acid acetylation. Gene Ontology annotation, cellular component: NatA complex. The record is from RefSeq and is a predicted model, not a curated record.